Molecule: messenger RNA, 1841 nt
Organism: Microtus oregoni (creeping vole)
Lineage: Eukaryota; Metazoa; Chordata; Mammalia; Rodentia; Cricetidae
Gene: Ggh
Product: gamma-glutamyl hydrolase
Exons: 9
Coding region: 108-1064 (318 amino acids)
Biological process (GO): tetrahydrofolylpolyglutamate metabolic process
Cellular component (GO): vacuole
Molecular function (GO): gamma-glutamyl-peptidase activity
Source: RefSeq, a predicted model, not a curated record
GCACCGCCCAGGCCGCGGGGCUGCGCCCCUGCCCGACCCCACCAGUGCGCGCGCCGCGCCGCAGAGCCUUUGAAAGGCGGCCGGAGGCGCUGGCGGGCCAGGGGGCGAUGGCGAGCCUGGGCCACCUGCUGUGCGUGCUGGCUUUGCUGCUGUGUGGGCCCCCGAGCCCCGGGCUAUCCAGACCCCAUCAGCGAGGCCCGAAGAAACCCAUCAUCGGAGUAUUAAUGCAAAAAUGCAGUAGCAAGGAGAUGAGAAACCUGGGAAAAUACUACAUUGCUGCAUCCUAUGUGAAGUACUUGGAGUCCGCAGGUGCGAGAGUUGUACCCAUAAGGCUUGAUCUUCCACUUACACAGUAUACAGAACUUUUCAGAUCUAUCAAUGGAAUCCUUUUUCCUGGAGGAAGUGCUAGCUUAUCAGAGUCAGAGUAUUCCAAUACAGCCAGAAUAUUUUUCAACAAGGCCAUAGAGAGUUAUGACGAUGGAGACUAUUUUCCUGUGUGGGGAACAUGCCUUGGAUUUGAGGAGCUUGCUUUUCUGGUUAGCGGAGAGAGCUUACUAACGCUUACAAACACUGUCUCGGUUCCAUUGCCAUUGAACUUCACUGAAGGUGCGUUACGGGGCAGAAUGUUCCGGAAUUUUCCUGCCGAGUUAUUGGUGUCACUAGCAUUAGAGCCUCUGACUGCAAAUUUUCACAAGUGGAGCCUCUCUGUGAAGAACUUUACAGAAAAUGAAAAGUUAAAGAAGGUUUUCAAUAUAUUAACAACAAAUACAGAUGGCAAUAUAGAAUUCAUUUCAUCUAUGGAAGGAUUUACGUAUCCAAUAUAUGCUGUCCAGUGGCAUCCUGAGAAAGCCCCAUAUGAGUGGAAGGACUUGGAAGGUAUUUCCCACGCACCAAAUGCUGUGAAGACUGCGUUUUACUUGGCGGAUUUCCUUGUUUCUGAAGCUCGGAAGAACAAUCACCGCUAUGAAAAUGAAUUUGAGGAGAUGAAAUCCUUGAUUUAUCAGUUCUCUCCAGUUUAUACUGGAAAUAUUUCUUCAUUUCAGCAAUGUUACAUGUUUGACUGAAAGUCUUCAUUUGGUAACAAAGCAACUUGGCAUAAUUCAGUGUCAGGGAUUUCUGUCUACAGAUUGAAUUGCUAAAUCACUGCUCACAGCACUGUGAGAAGGCCACACAAAUUCCUUUUCUGUGCCUGCUUCUGAUUUACUUAAUACAUGAUUAUUUUUUAUCAGAUUUGAUAAUUUGACAAUGAAAAAGAUAAAUAGUAAUGGUGUCUUUCAUAAAUAACUUUUUGGUGUCUAAAGAUUAGAAAAAUGUAAUUUUUUAAAAAUAUACUUUUUGUGUGAUUUCUUAUUGUUUUCAGGAGUAAAAGCCACCCCAAAUCUACCCAUCUUAUUUUGACUAAAGUCUUUUCAAGUUCUACCUCCAAGUCCCUAUGACUUGAAUGACAGGUGUGUGUGUGUGAGCGUGUGCAUGUAUGUGCGUGCACCUGUGUAUACAUAAAGAUAUAUAAACAUUUUUCUUUCUGCUUUGCUUUAGCUCAUGAUUAAUUUACUGAAAUCAGGGUCUGUAUAUUUUAAUUUUUAUCGCCAUAAUACGUAACACUACAUUGCCAAGAAAUACCUGUGGCUACUUGUAAAAUGAGAAGUUUCCCACCAUGGAAAAUAAUUGAAAAACAUUCAAACAUAUAUUUCUGGUGUGUUCCAGUAUAUUUCUCUUUUGUGCUUACUCUCCUCAACUACUUCCUAUCCCAUAUACAUCCUCAAAAGUCUAAAACAUAGGUAUUCCUUGGGGACCUGUGAGCUGCUAGGAAAUAAAGGGUUUUUUUUUAAGUUUAAAAAAAA